This is a messenger RNA of Jatropha curcas, 1381 nucleotides long. Its product is annotated as putative lipid phosphate phosphatase 3, chloroplastic. Gene Ontology annotation, cellular component: membrane. Lineage: Eukaryota; Viridiplantae; Streptophyta; Magnoliopsida; Malpighiales; Euphorbiaceae. Gene Ontology annotation, biological process: phospholipid dephosphorylation; phospholipid metabolic process. Gene Ontology annotation, molecular function: phosphatidate phosphatase activity. The record is from RefSeq and is a predicted model, not a curated record.
GAGAAGAAACUGAGUUAAUAAAAUUAGUUCCUCUCGUCUUGCUUUUUACUCUUUUACUUUAUGUGUUUCUUGUGCUUCUUUUUCUUUUGCCUUCGGAGACAAAGAUUCUGUCUUUCAGCAUUUCUUUUCCUGUCAGUAAGGUAAAUACUAAGUACCAUUUCUUGCUCAUCUAUGCCGUGGAAGAAUAUAGUAUCCUUUUUUUCUGUUCAGGAUUUCCUUAGCGUCUUUCAGCAAGGAAGAAUGAGAGAGGUGGAUCUUGGUGCUCAUACUAUUAGGUCUCAUGGAGCAAAAGUUGCAAAGAAUCAUAUGCAUGAUUGGCUUAUAUUACUACUACUUGUAGUAAUAGAGAUUGUUCUUUUUAUUAUCCAUCCAUUUUAUAGAUUUGUUGGGAAGGACAUGAUGGAAGACCUUAAAUAUCCUUUCAAAGAUAAUACUGUGCCUGGUUGGUCUGUCCCUUUAUAUGCAGUUCUGCUUCCUAUUGUCAUUUUCAUUUUCGUUUAUGUUCGACGAAGAGAUGUUUAUGAUCUGCACCACAGCAUUCUAGGCUUACUAUUUUCUGUCCUUAUUACUGCUAUUAUAACGGAGGCAAUAAAAGUUGCAGUAGGUCGACCGAGACCGGAUUUCUUCUGGCGUUGCUUUCCUGAUGGAAAGGAAUUUUAUGAUCAAUGGGGAGAUGUAAUAUGCCAUGGAAAGAAAAGUGAUAUAAGGGAAGGACAUAAGAGUUUUCCUAGUGGACACACCUCAGGGUCUUUUGCUGGGUUGGGAUUUCUGUCAUUAUACUUGUCUGGUAAAAUUCAAGUAUUUAAUCGCAGAGGUCAUGUGGCAAAACUGUGUGUUAUUAUUCUACCUCUCCUUGCUGCUGCUCUUGUUGGUAUAUCUCGAGUCGAUGACUACUGGCAUCACUGGACGGAUGUCUUUGCCGGAGCUAUUUUAGGGCUUGUUGUUUCAGCAUUUUGCUACAUGCAAUUUUUUCCAGCUCCAUAUGACAAUGAAGGAUGGGGGCCUUAUGCAUAUUUCAAAGCUUUAGAGGAGUCGCGUUCUGAGACGAGCGGAGGACAGACUGGAAAUGCACUGAAUGUGCAGGCCAUGGAUGUACAAGUGGUUAAUUUACAAGGUAUAAGGGGAAACAGCGACCAAUUUACAUCGUUGGAUGAAUUGGAAUCUGGAACUGGAAGGAGAUGAUGAAUAUGUAUAUUUUAUUUAUUUAUUUAUUUAUUUUAAUGUGUUCACUUGUGUGUAUAAUUUUAGGCUUUUUGUUAGAGUUAUAAGGAAAGCAAAAUAAAUGGGUUACUUGAAUGUACUCAUAAAUAAGGUUACUUUGAGUAAUUUUUGGAGCAUUAGAAUGGUUUUGCAAAUCAAGGAAAAAGUUUAUGAAAGCAAA